This is a messenger RNA of Ctenocephalides felis (cat flea), 3014 nucleotides long. RefSeq names its product GMP synthase [glutamine-hydrolyzing] (gene bur). The transcript is spliced from 13 exons. Gene Ontology annotation, molecular function: GMP synthase activity; ATP binding; GMP synthase (glutamine-hydrolyzing) activity. Gene Ontology annotation, cellular component: cytosol. Gene Ontology annotation, biological process: GMP biosynthetic process. Bases 364 to 2412 code for a protein of 682 amino acids. Lineage: Eukaryota; Metazoa; Arthropoda; Insecta; Siphonaptera; Pulicidae. The record is from RefSeq and is a predicted model, not a curated record.
AAUCAUUGGAUUACAUAUGCAUAUGUAUUAUAUAUAAUAUAUUGCUAAUUGAUUAUAAAAUUAGUUUGAUUAUACUUUAUUUCUUCAAUAAAUAGUUUAUUUUGCAUAACUGUCGACAUAAACGCUUCAGUCGGUCGCAUUCCGUCAGACAUUUAAUUUAAGCGACAUGAACAUGAACCACGAGUUGGAACUCAAUGGUACGAACACUACUACUUCGUUCACAUAGGUGUUUCCAAUUUUGUAAUUUAUGUAUAAUGUAUCAUACUUUUUACUGGUAGUUUUUUUUAACCAAAGUCACUGUGAUUUACAUGUAAUUGACAUAAGCAAGCCGUUCAAGUUUUGGUAUUGUAAACAAAAUUUGCUAUGCACAUAAGUAGUCCAGAAGGAUCAUAUUUAGAGGGACAUAAAAUGGAUCGUGUGGCUAUUUUGGAUGCUGGUGCACAGUAUGGAAAGGUUAUUGAUAGAAGAGUUCGUGAAUUAUGUGUACAAUCAGAUAUUCUACCACUUGAUACACCUGCACUAACUAUAAAAGAAUCAGGUUACAAGGCAAUUAUUAUAUCUGGUGGUCCAAGUUCUGUUUAUGCUCAAGAUGCACCAAAAUAUGAUUCUGACAUAUUUAAGAUUGGUAUCCCAGUACUAGGAAUAUGUUAUGGUAUGCAAAUGUUAAACAAAGAAUUUGGUGGAACUGUUCAACGUAAAGAUGUCAGGGAAGACGGACAAUAUGAUAUUGAAGUUGAACAAGGCUGCCCUUUAUUUACACAAUUAGAUAAAGUGCAAUCAGUUCUUCUUACACAUGGUGACAGUGUGGAUCGGGUAGGUGAAAAGUUCUGUGUUGCUGCGAAAUCACAAUCGAAUAUUGUAGCUGCCAUCUACAACAAGCAACUGCGUUUGUAUGGUGUGCAAUUUCAUCCUGAGGUUGAUCUUACAUUGCAUGGGAAAAAAAUGUUAUCAAAUUUUUUGUUUGAUAUUGCUGGUCUUACGCAAAAAUUCACAAUGGAAUCUCGCAAGGAAGGUUGUAUAAGAUAUAUAAAAGAGACUGUUGGAUCAAAUAAAGUUCUUGUUCUUUUAAGUGGUGGUGUGGAUUCAACAGUAUGUGCUGCACUUCUGAGGCAUGCUUUGCAUCCUGAGCAAAUAAUAGCAGUUCAUAUAGAUAAUGGUUUUAUGCGCAAAAAUGAGAGCGCAAAAGUAGAGAAGUCUCUCAAAGAUCUCGGUCUAAAUCUAAAGGUAGUAGAUGCUUCUUACCAAUUUUAUCAGGGACAUACUACAUUUAGAACAGCUAAUCAAUUAAUGCGUGAUACAAAAAUGUUAUCUAUGUCGACAAAUCCUGAAGAGAAACGUAAAAUAAUUGGUGAUAUAUUUGUGGUAGUUGCAAAUGAAAUAGUGAAAGAAUUAAAUCUCAAGCCAGAAGAAGUGUUCUUUGGACAAGGUACUCUUCGACCUGACUUAAUAGAAUCUGCUUCAAAUUUAGUUAGUACUAAAGCUGAGACGAUAAAAACACAUCAUAAUGAUACAGAAUUAAUUAGAAAACUAAGGGAAGCAGGCCGUGUUGUAGAACCAUUAAAAGAUUUUCAUAAAGAUGAAGUGCGAAUGCUAGGGAUUGAUUUAGGACUUCCAGCUAGUUUGGUAGAGAGACACCCUUUUCCAGGACCUGGUUUAGCCAUAAGAAUAUUAUGUGCUGAAGAACCUUACAUUGAAAAAGAUUUCUCUGAAACACAGGUUAUAAUAAAAAUAAUAGUUGAAUUUGACAAAAUGACCCAAAAGAAUCAUGCAUUACUGAAUAGAGUAAGUGGAACAACUAGCAAAGAUGAACAGGCUGCACUUAUCCGAAUAUCAAGUAAAAUCAAAUUAUCAGCCACUCUUUUACCAAUUAGAAGUGUUGGUGUUCAAGGUGAUGGGAGGAGCUAUAGCUAUGUAGUUGGUUUAUCUAGCGAUGGUGCUCCUGACUGGGAUGAUAUGAUAUUUCUUGCUAAAUUAAUGCCCCGUAUAUGUCAUAAUGUGAACAGAGUUUGCUAUAUAUUUGGAGGGUCUGUUGUACAUCCUGUUCAAGAUGUCACAACAACAUUUUUAACAAAAAAUGUUAUCAGUACAUUGAGAGAGGCAGACGAUAAAGCCACACAGGUGUUGCAAGCCUCUGGCUAUGCGAGAUGUAUUGCUCAAAUGCCAGUGGUCCUAAUACCUGUUCAUUUUGACCGGGACCCUGCAGUGAGAGCACCAUCAUGUCAAAGAUCUAUAGUGUUAAGACCAUUUUGCACUGCCGAUUUUAUGACUGGUCUUCCAGCUAUUCCUGGUUCAGACAAGUUACCUAUGCAAGUUCUAGAAAAAAUGGUGAAAGAGAUCCUAGUUAUACCUGGUAUUUCAAGAGUUUUAUAUGAUCUUACAUCAAAGCCACCAGGAACCACAGAAUGGGAAUGAUGUAAACAAAAUAAUAGUUUUCCAACUAUAGUGAUGCAUAGUUAACUAAAUAACAGUUAUGAGAUUAAUAUACUUCUGGCUAAAUGAUUACGUGAAAUAAAAUGAACAAUUGUUUUUACAUAUUAGUAAAAUGAGUCUCAUAUUUAAAAUUAUGUUACUAUAAUAUAUAACUAUGGUCAACUGGUCAAAAAAAACUUUGGCAAUUUUUAUUUAGCACUACAGCGCCUGUUGUUUUACUUUGCAAAAGACAUGUUUUCAAUGAAUAUUAAUCAAUUAAAUAAUUGGCCUUCAACUUGAUAUAAUAAACAGUUGUUCUUGUGUAAAUAUUUGUCAGUUCAAUAUAAGACAACAAAAAUCUUUAAAAGCUUAGUCACAAUCUAAUUGGAUUUGAACACACGUUAUUGGAAUAAAGCUAAGAAAAAAGUAUAUUUAUAUCUUCGAUUCAUUGGAAUGUUUAAACAUGUGCACCUUUAAUAUUAGCAUGCAAAAAUGCAAUUGCAAAGUAGGCCCUUACUUUAUAUAAAAUGUGCAGUAAAGUUUUGUUCCUCAUUUAGAACUUUGUGUAGUUGUCCAGAUAAUAUUGAGGUAGUUCAAUUAUCAAA